AUGUCUGAAGAUACGUUGGAUAAUGACCAGUGGGACGAAAGAUCAAAAGAAGAUUUGGCGUAUGAUGAGAUGAUUGCCAGAGAAGAUAAUCAGGAAGAAGAUCCGAACAACGAUAUGAAUCAGUCGGCCAAUCUUGAUGACGAGGAUGAAUAUCAAGAGCACCAUAACGAUGACGAACAUUUCAAGAAUGGCAAUCAUCUAGAAGAGAAUGCUGAUGACAAUGAUAGAACUGGUGAUGGAGAGAAGGAGGAAGAUAAUGAAUUUGUUGUCUGGGCUGAUGAUGCAGAUGAACCAGGUGAAGACGAAAAGAAAGCUUCGAAUAACAAAUCUUCCAGUCAACAAGAAAGUGAUGUCAAGUUCUCCGUAGAAAUGGUUAAAGAUAAGGAUCAGAUAUCAUUAGUGUGGAAUGGGGAUAAAAUAUUGGUACCAUGCAAGGAAGAAAUAUUAAGAGAUAUGAAACUAUUCAACCCAAUAAUUACCAUAGAUAUGAAGGUAUUCAACCGUCAGCUGAACAUAAUUGCCUAUCCUAUCUUAGUGGAGGAUAUUUUCAAUGAAAAUCUUUCCCCACUCAUCAGAUCAGCUGUCAACGUAUCAAUGGAGAUGGACGAGACAAGUGAAGGACUGCCUAUCAAAGGGUACCUACGCAUGAAAUUCCUAACACUUUCUGAUAUUAAGCUAGCUACAGAAGCACUAAAGUCACUGUCAACUGAGGAGAGGACAGUGCAUGUUCAACAUUUCUCUGAGAAUGAUUCUGAAGGUCAUAUUCUGUCAAAAGUGAAAGGCAAGGUUGCACCAAAAGAUUUCUUACCUGAAAGACUUUUGUUCGUGUCGAAUUUCUACAACACAACUGAAGAAAGUACUGCUGAUGGUGCUACUCUGGAGAAAGAGUUGAAGAAUAACUUCUUUCCGGAUUGUUCUCGCAUUGUCUUACUUACUAAAGAUGAACGUGUUCUUGGGCACGCCUACAUUGAAUUUGGCUCUGAUGAGGCCAUGAAGGCCGCUCUGGAAAGAACCAAAGAUGCGAUGUUCAAUGACAGGCGCCUCUUUGUCAUUAAGGCCAUGAAUGAAAAGAAGGAGGCUACAGGAUUAUUAAAGGAUAGCUUGAGACAGUAUUGGUUGGAUCAGAUUAAAACGUUGGAAUCUACCAACAAAGAAAAAAAAUCAGCUAAAGAAAUUACUGACAUGGAACAGAAACUCUAUCGUUACAAGAAGAGGAUUGUGACGGAUAAUGUUAAACGUCAGGAAUUAGGGAUACCGAUCCUAGAAGAGGAACAGUUCCAACUGGAUCCUGAAAAAGAGGAAAAGGAACAAGAACGUGAAAAAGAACGCACUGCACACAGUGAUUCCAGGAAAAGGAGUACAAGUCGAAAGAGGUCACCAAUAAGGUCAAGAAGAUUUUCACCCCCACAAAGAAGGGGUCGUGGCUCUUACAGAGGAGGAUCAUCCAAUUACAGUGGACCUUCCAGAAGGGGCGGAGCGAAUUCAGAUGAUCUUGUCAAUCAAUUGCAACAUCUCGUUGGAGUCCUCUCAAACAAGUUGCCCAUCGAGACGAAUCGUUAUGACUACCAUGAUAGGGAUGGCGGAAGAUCUUCAUACAUGGAAUCCAGACCCAGAGAUAGAUAUGCAACUGGAGGAGAUUAUUCAGAUUCAAGAAGAGGUUAUGAUAACAAGAGGAUGGGUCCUGAUGACUAUGAUAGGGAUAGAAAAAGAAGAUAUGAAGACUCAGACUACGCGAGAUAUGACAGAGGCCCGGAUUAUAGAUCAUACAGAGGAACGAGUGGAGUUUGUCUAGCAAGGUGUUUGCUGAAAAAGAUCUGUAAUUACGAGAUUUCUUUCUACUGCUACGACGACCCAUCUCUGUCCAGAGAUCUCGUAAACGUUCCCAACAUAACCGUAUUCGAUUUUUCCAAGAACUGGCUCGGUUGGGAUAAUGAACAUCCGAUAAUUGAUUUUCCAAAGUUAACAAAAUCCGAAAAACCGCGAUUUUUAAUAGUGGACAACUUGCUUAGAUUGGUUCAAUUCAAAGGAAUGAGUGAAACAUGUCAGUUUGUGAGAUUGGUAAAAUCGGAGCACGAAACGAAGCUUAUCUCGUUAAUACAUUCAGAUGUUUUGAAUGAUAUUGGGACAGUAAAACGAUUAGAGUAUCUUUUUGAUACAAUAAUAGAGCUGGCAGCAUCUGCCUCCAAAGAUACGUAUGUGUCAUGCAUGAUGUACCACAAACCGCUGGGCAACUCUAUCAAAAAAGUUACUGAAAACAUACGAAUAUCGGAUAAUUACGAAGUUAGCGUUGUUACAGAGCUAGUUAAAAAUGAAAGCAAACCAGUUUUGAAAGAUGACUUCACAGAUUUUCAGACGACUUUCAAUUUGAAGUUGAAAUCAAGUGAAUUAGAAGCCAAAAAUAAACUAGUAUUACCGUAUAUUUCAACCGCUAAUGAGGUCAAGGGAAAAAUCGAAUAUGUACCUGAUGAGUUUGAUAAUCUGGAUGAAGAGGACCCAGAUGAUGAUCUUGAUAUUUGA
Molecule: messenger RNA, 2517 nt
Organism: Helobdella robusta
Lineage: Eukaryota; Metazoa; Annelida; Clitellata; Rhynchobdellida; Glossiphoniidae
Exons: 16
Coding region: 1-2517 (838 amino acids)
Biological process (GO): tRNA wobble uridine modification
Cellular component (GO): nucleus; elongator holoenzyme complex; cytosol
Molecular function (GO): tRNA binding
Source: RefSeq, a predicted model, not a curated record